CCCUGACCCCCGUGUGUUGAAGGUACACCAGCGCCGGUGUGGUGGUAGCGUGAGACCCUCGAGCCUCGGUGUCCCUCCGCGGUCCUCCAACGCAAGUGAUGUACCGCAGGGAUCGGCCUUUGCUCCUCCGGUCCUGCCCUGCAGCCCUGUACAACAACCUCUGUGUGCUGCCCCUGCCAGCCUCAGGGCUCGCCCAGUUUGCUUUGGUCCAUGGAUCCAAUUGUGAGCUCCUCAGUGCAGUCCCCAGUGGCCUUCCUCUGUCCCAGCGUCUACUCCACGCUAAAGAAGGGGCUGGGCUGAACCUUCCUCUCAUCACCCAGGCCUAUUGGUGUGUCCUGCCUUUCCGAGUGUUACUAGUGUUGACUUCACAGAGAGGCAUACAGAUAUAUGAGUCAGACGGUUCUGUCAUGGUUUACUGGCAUGCUCUGGACUCUAGUGAUGCCCCCCCAGCGCAGGCCCUGUUUGCCCGAGGAAUUGCUGCCAGUGGCCACUACAUCUGUGUGGGGACGUGGUCUGGCCGGGUACUGGUGUUUGACGUCCCAGCCAAAGGACCCAACAUUAUGCUGAGUGAGGAGCUGAAUGAACACCGGGUGCCAGUGACGGAUAUUGCAGCUGAGCCUGCUCAGGGACAGGAUUGUGUAGCUGAUGUGGUGACAGCGGAUGACUCGGGCCUUCUGUGCGUCUGGAAGUCAGGGCCGGAGUUUAAACUGCUGACCCGAAUCUCAGGAUUUGGAAUCCCUUGCCCCUCAGUCCAGUUGUGGCAAGGCUCUGUAGCUGCUGGUUUUGGGGAUGGGCAGAUCCGAAUCUUUGAGGCCAGCUCCGGGGCCCUGCACGUCCAGAUCAAUGCCCAUGCCCGUAGUAUCAGUGCCCUAGACUUGGCACCUGAGGCAGGCAAGCUGCUCUCUGGGGCUGAAGACUCCUUUGUGCAUAUCUGGAAGCUAAGCAGAAAUCCAGACAGUGGCUGCAUUGAGGUGGAACACUGCCAUGCAGAAUGUGUGACUGACACUCUGGUGUGUGGAGCCCGAUUCUGUGACCCCAAGGGCUCUUCCUUUGCUGUGACUGGCUACGACUUGUCGGAGAUCCUAAGAUACAGCUGUGUGUAAGCAAGGAGGGAGAGGAUGAAGAGGAAGAGAGCCAGAACUGUCUGACUACAAGCUGUGAGACGGGAAGGAGACGAGAAUCUGCCCCCUGAUUCUGCCCCCAAAUAGUAUUGGGGUCUUCCUGGGAAGGGGGCUUUCCCCUCCGAUCUGACACUUAUAAAGCAGUACUCCCACUGUUGUAUAUAUAAAGGUAUGGCAUGACCUCUCAA
Monodelphis domestica (gray short-tailed opossum) is the source of this 1309-nucleotide messenger RNA. It is a transcript of the gene WDR54, whose product is annotated as WD repeat domain 54. Gene Ontology annotation, molecular function: protein binding. The record is from RefSeq and is a predicted model, not a curated record. Gene Ontology annotation, cellular component: motile cilium. Lineage: Eukaryota; Metazoa; Chordata; Mammalia; Didelphimorphia; Didelphidae.